Messenger RNA from Podarcis lilfordi (Lilford's wall lizard), 36505 nucleotides. NCBI's taxonomy places the organism in Eukaryota, Metazoa, Chordata, Lepidosauria, Squamata, Lacertidae. The record is from the annotation of a GenBank genome assembly.
AUGCUCGGGAGUCGCGUGGGUCGAGUCCUGAGGCGGCUGAGGCGGCGCCCAGCCCGAGGCCGCCACUCCUCCUUCCCGGCCCCGUGCGCGCUCCCGCUCGCUCGCUCGUGCACACGGCUCCGCCUUCUUCCUGCCUUCCUCCUCCUCCUCCUCCUCCUCCCGGCCGGGCUCGCUGAAGGGGACGGGCGGGCGAAGGCAGUCGCAGGAGGGACCGCAUUCGCCGGGUGGCGGACACCCCACCCCACCCCCGGCUCGGUAAGGGGCGAGAGUGUGUGGAGGGGGACACGGCUGGCUGGCUGGGGGGGGGGACGGUCAGUUGGUUGAGGGUCUCCUUGAGAGGGUCAGGGCUUGGGAGCGGGGAGGAAGGGGUUAAUUGGGAGGGUUUCCCCCCGGGGGGGGGACAGCAGGGGUGCUUGGAUUUUGGAGGGGGGCGCUGCGCACUAGGAAAGAAGGGGUUAACUUGUGGAGGAUGUUUCCUUAGGGAGGGGGCAAUUUGGGGAGGGGAGAGGUCGGAGCGGCAAAGGGUUAAUAGUGGGGGCCGUGGGGAGGAAGGGGUUAAUUGGGGUGUGUUCCCCCGCGAAGGAGCAGCAGGGGCGCUUGGGCUUUGGAGGGGGGCGCUACGCACUAGGAUGGAAGGGGUUAAGUUGUGGGGGAUGUUUCCUUAGGGAGGGGGCAAUUUGGGGAGGGGAGAGGUCGGAGCAACAAAGGGUUAAUAGUGGGGGGCCGUGGGGAGGAAGGGGUUAAUUGGGGGGUCCCCACCGAGGGGGCAGCAGGGGUGCUUGGACUUUGGAGGGGGGCGCUACGCACUAGGAUGGAAGGGGUUAAGUUGUGGGGGAUGUUUCCUUAGGGAGGGGGCAAUUUGGGGAGGGGAGAGGUCGGAGCAGCAAAGGGUUAAUAGUGGGGGGCGGUGGGGAGGAAGCGGUUAAAGCGGGGGAGAGGGAAGCAGGAAGGGGCUAAGUUGGGGUGCCUUCAAGGAGGGGGGAGCAUGGAGAGGGGGAGGACAGGGCGGGGCCAAUUGGGGGGGUCCCUUGGGUGGGGUGUCAGGGAUGGGUUAGUUGUGGGGUGGCCAGGAGUGUCCCUUCGGGGGGCGGGCACUUUUUCCAGGGACGGGCGCGCGCGAGGUGGUGGUGGUGGGGUUUCCUUGCAGAUGCAAUGCAUUGCCAACUGGGCAGUUAAUUCCCUGCCACUUUGGGGGUGCAGUUAUGGGGCAGGGUGUGUGUUUGUGUGGGGCGCCAUCCCUCCCUUCCUGGGCCCCUGGCUUUGAGGUCUGCAGCUGCCAGGCCCCGGAGAGCAAAGCGAGGGCUGGGCAUGUGCGCGCCGGGGCGCGAGGGUUUGCCAGGAAUCUGCGGCGUGGCGGGCGGCGGACUUCAGCCCGGAGAGCCGGAAUGUGGGGAGGUGGGGGUGGGCGGGCAGAGCCGAGGAGGGGGAUCCGGGCGGGUGGGGCGCAGGAAACCGGGGUGCAUGGGCGGGGUGCGCAGAGUGGGUGCCCUGGGACUCCCCGCCGCGUGCUGGGAGGCAGGGAAGGGAGGAAGCUGGGUGGGUGGAGAGGCUAGGGGCUCCGCCGCGGGGACGGGGUUGUCCGGCAGGCGGCUGGCUCUCUCGCUCGGGGUGGGUGUGGACUGUCUGCAGUGCUAGUUGGAAAGUACCCAGGAUUUGUGCGCGCGCAUGGGAGCGAUCGCUGCGAGAGGGAGCAUUUCCAAUGUGGUGGGAGUAACGGUCGGGGUGUGUGUGUGUGUGUGUGUGUGUGUGUGUGUGGCCUUGAGCAUCAUGCACCUUCCCCAUUUUUUCAAACAAACAAAAGCCCGCCCUGCUGCAGAACCCAAGCAUUUUGGGAAAAGGUGGGGUGGGGGGAAUUCCUGUUUACGGCGUCCUCCCAAGCGACAGCAGCUCUUGGAAACUUGAUAACCUCGCCAGUCCUUUCUCUUGCCCUUUCCCUCAUCCUGGGCGUCGGGCCUGAAUCCCAGCGUGUAUAAUGCAGGUCAUCUGUGAGAGUCUGGAGUGAAAUGAUAUCAGACUUUGUAUUUUAACUGCGUUAAAUGUGUGGUGCCAACUCUUGGUGGCAUAGCUAGAAACUUUGCAUUUUACUCUUCCGAGUGUUUUCCUUUUUCAUGUCCCUCCUCCAAAACAUACCAACUUAAUUUCUUUGGCAUGUGUUCAGAAUUGCAGUUUAGGCUACUCCGCAAGCAUUUCAUCUUCCCAUAUACCAGAAUGUUGGCUUGCAUGCUAUCAGAGUCAUUUAUUUUGUUUUGGGUGCAGUCCUGUAAGGUGGAGGCAUUUUGCAAAACUUCACAGAGCAGGAAGGUUUAGAGGGGGUGUUGAUCUGCCAGCUAAUUAACAGCCUUCUAAGUGGUGGAAGGCAGGGAUGGGCUGCAAUAAUGAUAGAUGCUAAUAGGAACAACAGCAAACUUGCAGAAAGGGGCGUUGGGAGGAACAUCUUGACUAAAUUAGGAGGACAUCUGUCUUGGGAAGAUGCCUGAGUUAUGUCAUCCCAGAGGAAGUGAAAACUGGGCGGGGGGAAAGGCAUAAAGUUUGAAGGUCUAGAGCAUUUGUCCCCAACCUGGUGCCCUCAGUAUGAUUUGGACUACAGUUCCCAUCAUCCCCCAGCCAGGACAACUGUGCUGGCCAGGACAUGUUCUGCCAACAUUUAAAAGUACCAUGUUGGAGGGUGGCAGCUCUGUAGUGCAGAGUGCUGCAAAGAAUUCCUGGUUUUCUUCUCCCUUCCCUUCUCAACUGUGUAGCAAGUUCUCAAAGACCUGGAUUUUGAGUGAAAUCCUUUGUCUCCUUUGCAUCUUGGCUUCUGAUCGGAGACUUCUGCCUCUCUCUCUCUCCCUCUUCCCCGCCUCCCCCUUCCUGGUUACGUGGUUCCUCAUCUGCUGUUGCCUUUCUGCAGCUAUGACUGGCUGGUCUCCUUCCCAGCUUUUACAGGGAUGGUUCUAGCAUUGCAUCAGGGGAUAUUUUGUGCUGUAAUCCAGCAACGCAGCCAGGAUAAGCGAUCGCAGAACCGCUGCUUGAGGGGAUGGGUGUGGUGAGCUGCGUGGAUGCAGCAGCCGAGGCACGGCCGGCCUAUACAGUAACUCUGCCCAGUCAUCGGCACAAGGGAUCUGAGCGGCAAGCUAUUUUUAUAAAUCGGGCCUAGCUUCAAGCUGGGCGCACCGAUUUAGAAGGAACAGUUGUCAUAUUUUAAGUAUUAAAUGAGUGUGGUAUGAGUGCGACGCUGCCUCGGGUAAGUUUAGACAUAGGGCCCUGCUGUUCUUGGGUAGGAAGGGGCCUCUUGCUGAACGAAUCCACCCCCCGCCUUCAAGUGCAUACCAAGCCUGCCUGCCUGCUUUGUCAUUGCCACAUUCGCUUUUCGCUAGAGAGCCUCUUAAAAUUAAAAUUCCAGAAGGGUAGCUGUGUUUGUCUGAAGCAGUGAAAGGGCGGAGAGAUGUGGUACCUCCAAGGCUUAACGGUCUUCAAGGCACUGCAGCACUUGUGGUCCUGGACCCUGAAACUUCCGUACUCUCUAACUCUUCUGCUUCGUGGUCCCCCCCUCCCACUAUCCCCCAGCUGUCCUCUUGCUUACAUUGCUUUCCCAACUCGGCCUCCUCCGUGCAUGACACAGAGCUCUCCAUUUUGCAGGACUGCUUAAAAGCCAGAGUUUGUAGUGAGUGAGAAGCACCAGAACUUACCGAGACAAACUUUUGUUUAUAGCACGGUUUGUAAAGGCUUAUAAUUUGUUCUGGGCCACAGAUGCAAAGCAUCCCUUUGCUCUUUAUUUUCUCUGCAGUGAAGCAUUAAAAGCACAUUUUUUUAUCAGUGUUGGAUAUAGAGUCAUCUUGGUUAUUUGUUUUUAUUUAUUUAUUUCAUAGCAUGUCUCACCUCAGGGGCUUGAGGAGUGUUAAACACAAGUUAAAACAUGCUUCAAGUGGUUGUCUUUUCAGUUGUUGGUAUCCGUCUGACUUGGAAGACAAUGGAAGAGUGCACCGUUGGGGAUAAAGUCAAACCAUUGGAGAGUUCUAGCGCCUGCUAUGGCUGUAGAGACUGAUGCAGGAGAGGCAUGUUUUGAUGCAGCUGGGGCAGAGGAAGGCGCCUGUUUUUUCUGCUACAGGUGUGCCAUGGCGUUUUUUCUCUCUGUGCUCUUCACAGCAGUAUUUCCUCCUCUGAUCACUAAGAAAAAAAAAGAAAAGAAUGUCUCAAGUGUAUGUCCAUACAAUGGGAGAGGGACUAGUUCAUGAUAUGGUUGAAGGGAAAUGAGAAAAGAUUAUUUAGAUGACAGUUACAUAGAGUAAGUGAAAGAGGAACAAAGGGAGAGACCUAUGCAGACCUAAAAAAGGCUUCUGCAACAUAGAGAAUCAUGGAAGAUUGUCACAGAUCAGUCUGCAGCUUAAAAUUCAAGGACAUUAUUAAAUCAGGGUGUAGCUUAUUUUGCAGGGCAGGUAUGUGGCUCUUACUGAAUUAGCUAUGCAGUUUGUUGUCUUGAAAGCCACUUGUGCUCACAGGGAGGAGAAACAAGGUGGUCAGGAAGAGUAAGUCACUCUGCUGUCUGGAAUGUCUAGAAGAGGGCGGCAAAAAUGGUGAGGGUUUAGAGAGCAAAUCCAACGAGAAAGAGUUGGGUCUGUUUAGCCCAGAUGUGGGGAUGAUUUAAGGUGUGAUAUGAUGACCAUUUUCAAAUAUGUGCAUAUUGAUAGUCACAUGCAUGUCGGGAGAAAAUAUGUUUUCUGCUGCUCUAGAGCAGAGGGUCUGGACCAGCAGGUUCAGAUUACAAGAAAAAGGAUUUCCACCAAAGAACGUCCUGUUGCAUGAGUUAUUUGACCGUGGAGUAGACCAUAUUUGAAGGUGUCGUGCCGUGCUUCAUGAGAGGUUUUUCAAUGCUUGACCCGAUAUUGGGGAUGCUGUAGCAAUGAAUUUCCAGCAUUGGCAGAGAGUUUUGACUAGAUGACCUUUGAGGUCUCAUUCAGGUUAUGUUGCUCCAAUUGCAGCUUUCUGUUCAUUGCCCUGCACUGCUUUUGUGCUAUGUGUGGUGUAGUUGUGGUUUUGCUUCUGGAUGUGGUUUGAUUUAAGUUAAAAUAUGCUGGUGUCAAGCUCUCCUUACAUUCUUGGGCAGCUCCCGGCUGGAUUGGUCAACCUGUGUGAUCCCCUCUCCCCAUGAUCCCGCCAGACAUUGGGCUGCCUCUUCAGCACAACCAUAGUAUUGCACAGAAGUUGUCGAAGGUCCUGGAUUUGAUUUCUGGUAUCUCCAGUUAAAAUUGCCUUCUUAAUAGAUUGCAGCAGGUUUGUAGAUCAUACAAAAUCAGAUUGCCCCCACGUAUCUCUUGCCGCACAUUCGUGGCCUCAGAGUGCAAAGAAAAGAGGUUCUAUUCCUGUUUAUGAAAGUUUACCUGGAGACUAUUCUUACUCGCCAUAGGUGAUCAGUGGCUCUUCAUAAGCCUGAGUUAAAAGGAUAUUGGGUAACAGAAGUCUCUUCCAGAUCUUGGAAAGUUUCCUGCUUGUCCUGGGCAUGCAGUGCUGUGCUCAAAGACACCUGGAUCUCCUGCUGCGGAGAAACAACUUGAAAUACCUGUAGCCUAUGUCGAUGUGGCACAUGGCAUGCCAGCCAUUGUCAGAAGUGUUUGUGUACACGAGGCAUUAGUAGACCUACAAGGGACCUGUUGCAAUUGCUGUUCUGCUGUUGCUAUCACUGUAUGUUUGGGCCCUUUGUAUUCUGUCUGCUAGUAAACAGUUGGCAAGCUUUGUGCUGGUGGCUUGAAGGAUUUUACAACCAUUUUUAAAUGUCUACACUGGCCAUUAUGGCUCGUGAAUGUUCUGUUUAUUGCUUCUUUUUGUCACUCCUUGGCAGAUUCGUCUUGGGCUCCUGCCUUUGCUUUUAUUGUCCAGUGUUAUUUAUACCCCAUGACUUGCAGAAUCCAGAUCUAAUUUAGUUUGUGAUUUAUGGACGCUUGCUUCUCUUCCAAUUCAUGUCAUUGUAUUGCCGGUAUGUCUGUCCUCCUCCUCCUCCAUUGCCACCACCCAGUUCCAACCCAGCAAGUCUAUUCAGGACUUCUUCUUUUGAAACGACUCCAAUCAGCCAAACCCGAUAAACAGAGCGGGGUGGCAACAACCCCCUAAUUUCAGAGGUUAAUUAGCUGCAUGGCAUCAGAUAUGCAAUGGAGGCCUUGAUAGAUCUCUGCGGUCUGUUGAUAUUCAAGCAGAUGGGUGCCUUCAAUUUGAAACAACCGUAAUUAAGUUUUGGUUAGCCAGGCAGGACUGUCACUGCUCCUGUGUUUACCUUGGCAGCAAACCAAAGGCAGGAAUUAUUCAAUCCAUAUUGGGAAUCUGAUUAUUGCUGCUAAACAGAUGAGUUGAUAUUACUCCUUAAAUCUCUUUAUAUUUGGAUGCUGCCUCCCACAUGGAUGGUGGUGGUUUUUCAGAAUGAAGCCAGAACGCUUGCUGCUCUUGGGCGACUUCUCUUGGCAACUGCUUCAUACCACAGAAGAAGAUGUGCAGGACCAGUGGUUAAGGCGUGCACUCUUUCGAGUUGUGCUUCAUCGGGCAUAGCGUGUGUUUGGCCAAGAGCCACGCAUGAAGGCACCCUUGCUUCUGCUGCAGCAGCCUUUCCCAGCUUGAUGGGAGUUGUCAUCCAAAACAUGUGGAGAGCACAGAGUUGGGGAAGAGCUGGUCUGGAGAUUGCCUAGCCUGAAUUGGAGCACUUUGCAACCCUGUUUCCCCGAAAGUAAGACAUCUCCCGAAAAUAAGACCUACUUACAGUUUUGCCUCUCGCUGUAAUAUAAGGCAUCCCCCAAAAAUAAGACCUCCCCAGAAUAUGUGUACCGUAUUCUUCUUCAUGGAAAAAUAAGACAUCCCCUGAAAAUAAGACCUAGCGCAUCUUUGGGAGCAAAAAUUAAUAUAAGACACUGUCUUAUUUUCGGAGAAACAGGGUAGUAGUGACAUACUUUUAGUGGCAUACUUUUGCUUUGGGGGGUGAUGGCAAGCAUCUAGGAGUUCUAGGACAGGGGUCAGCAACCUUUUUCAGCCGGGGGCCGGUCCACUAUCCCUCAGACCUUGUGGGGGGGCUGACUAUAAUUUUUUUUGGGGGGGGAAUGAAUGAAUUCCUAUGCCCCACAAAUAACCCAGAGAUGCAUUUUAAAUAAAAGCACACAUUCUACUCAUGUAAAAACACGCUGAUUCCUGGACCGUCCGUGGGCCAGAUUGAGAAGGCGAUUGGGCCGUAUACCCAUGUUCUAGGAUAGCUAUUUGUUUUCAUUUUACAUAGCUGCUCAGUGAGAGCUCUUGAGAUUCUAUUAGGAAGAAACAUAGGCAGGAUGCAGCUUAUGUGCUGAAAGCAGGCAAAUUGUAGCCUUCACAUCCAGCCCUUCCACUCUGUUGCAGGAAGUCACGCCUCAUGGUGGCAGAGCUUCAGCCGAGUUAAAUGCAGCUCUUCAGAAUCCGAUGGCUUUAUUGGGUCCUGGAUCAAAGUCUCACUUGCCCAAAGUAACUCGCUACUCAUUUAUUACCAAUCUCUUUUCAAACACUGGUUUAAACAGAUGGGUUUGAUAAUGCUUCUGGCGCAGUGGAGAAUGCUGACAGCUUUCAUUUCUGUGAUCAACCCUGUACUUAAUAGCUGAAGUCUCAAAUAUUGUGGUUAUUUUGGUGGUUACCUUUUUCCUAUAGGAAAGCAGAUGGGCCUGAGGCCCAAACUCUCCAGCAGAGAUGAGGAACAUGUGGCUGUGCAAAUGAUGAUCAGCCAGCAUGAUCAAGGAGUCUAGCAACAUCUGGAGGGCUACAGGGACCCUAUCCCUGCUCUUUAGUAGUGUCCCACACAUCCCAAAUUGCCUCUGUCCAUCCUAAUGAAAAGAAAGCUGUUACGAAAUUUCUGCACAUGAUCUACGUUUGAGCUGCGUUCACAGCACCAGAGCUUGGCCAAGGUGGAAGGCCCAGUGAAGAGCUAUCCUUUGAGUGCAGUAAAAUUCUAAAAUCCUGAUAGGAAUAUGACAGAUUUUAUGAUUUAAGUGAAACCACCAAUCAGCCUGUGAAUAAAUCUGUCAAGGCACAUUUAAUCAGGCACAGUUGGCACAGCUCUUUGCAUUAAAAGAAACCUAAUGGCUUUUUACGGGAUGUUGGUGCAUUGAGUUUGGCUUUCUACGGCUUUAAUCAAAAGCCAGGGAUGAAUAAUUAAUCGCUGGAUAUCGAACUUGGGAGUCCAGACGGGAACUCUGACUUGGACUUUUCCUUCAUAUGUUGUGACCUGACCAGUCAUAGCCUUGGAUAUCCAAAUGUGUAAGCAUGUUGUCAAUACUUUUGAAAUAACCAUCAUGUUUUGUAACAAUCUGUUGCUCAGAUGACCUGCCGUUCAGAUGAUCAUUGCUGGAAGAAAGAAACACCCCCAUUUUUUUGCUUUUAGGUAUGGACUCCAAAGAUUAGCCUGUCCAUAUUUGUAGCAGCUCCAAAAUAAAUAAAUAAAUGACAAUAUUUAAUUUUAAAUGAAGUCCUCAUUCCAGGGCAGAGGCUUGACAACCAUAUGUCAGGAGUGCUCUGAUGGUGUUUCCUGCUUGGCAGGGGGUUGGACUCAAUGGCCCUUGUGGUCUCUUCCAACUCUAUGAUUCUAAGAAAUGGUUAGGUGAAAGUGUACGUAUUUGUUGCCAUGCUGCCCUGUGAGAAUAAACUAUGAGCAGGAGCAGUCACCAGUAAGAAAAAGAGUUCGGAAUAGGCCAGUAUAGAUGUGGAUUGAAUCAAGUGACUUUUCUUCUUUAACCUAGCUCAGCGUUGUCCUCUGAACCGGCCAGAUGUUUAACUGACAAACAACCACAGUCCAUCAUUUGAAAAAUAUGACACGUGAGCCGUCUUGCUCCAAAAUGGCAACUAGGCAUUCCAUUCUGCAAUCUUGGUUUAAGGAGCCAUUGGGCACCCAGCUUCUAUAACUAAAUUUCUAACACUCUGUCGAGUGUGAUGUUGCUUCUAUAAGCUGGACGGUUCAGUUGGAAAACGAAGUAUUAUUUGCUGACGCCCUGUGUUUUACAGAGAGUGUUCUAUUUUUAUACUUGUGUGCAACCUUGGAAACCCUUGCAGGUAAGAGGUGGGGUACAAAUAUUUUAAAUAAAUUAAAAGGUAGGCUCUCUCCCUUCAAUUGGCUUCCUCCCCAGCUGCUGGCACAUGGCUUAGCAGCUGAGUGGCAGGAGGGAGGUUUUGGCUCACAGUCACCUUGUGCUGGGCAAGACAAGGCCUUUUUCUGCACAUUUUUCUCUGCUUUGCCAGCCUGCAGCUUGGAGUCACAGGGGUGAUCUGUGCCCCAAAGUUUGUACUGUAUAUAUGGUGCUGUGCCUGCUCUUCUGUAUGCACGUUGGGAGAAAUUCCCCCAGGCUUUCGGUGGUAGACUUGGGAUUUGAUGCGGGGGUGGCUGAUGCAAGGAUCAUACCAUGGUAAAAGAUUGGCAUGCAGAGCAGUAAAGUGAAGUAUGUUUGGGGGGUCCUGUGGAACAGCUUGGCUGAACAGAACAGCUUGGGCUUCUUAAAGGUCCCUCGCUGUGAAGGACAGGCUGCAUCUGUUGUUGCUACUCAAAGCCAGCCUGUCAUGGAGAGCAUGCAGGGCUUCAUCAGACGCCAGGGGAUGCUCCUCAGCGGAGUGACAGGGUGGAACUCUGGGCUUCAGUUGGGAGAUAAGCGAAAGUUAAAUACAAAUUCUACUACCUAUACAGCACUCCUCUGGAGUGCUCAGAUUGCUUUGCCUACAUUAACUGUAACCUUUAGCUCAGCUAAGGCUCAGCUUCAUGCUUUAGGCAGUGUUAGAAACUCAGAUAUAUAAGCUAAUCACCAAAUGCUACCUCAAACCUGGAUUAUGGUCACCACAACAGAAUGUCUAUGCGCCGUUUACCCCCCAGGUGGGAUUUAUUUUUAUUCAUUUCAUUUCUAUACCGCUUUAUAUUUUAAAGAGAAAAAAAAAUUCAAAGCUGUUUACAACGCAUUAAAAGAUCCAAUAAAACAAUCCAGAAUAAAACAAAUUCAGGCUUCAAGGAAAAUAUUUCAGAUCCUUCUCUUAAGGGGCCUUUUGCUUUCCCCAUAUUGAUCUGCCUGCUUAAUUUAUAGAGCUGCCCCGUAGCAGAGGUUCUCUCGGAAGCCAGUGUAGUGUAGUGGUUAGAGUGUCAUACUAGGACCUGGGAGAUCUGGGUUCAAAUCCCCACUCAGUCCUGAAGCUCACUGGGUGACCAUGGAGUCAGUCCCAGUCUCUUACCCUACCUCACAGGGUUAUUGUAGGGAUUGACUAAUAGAUAGAUAGAUAAAUAAUUAAUUUAUUAUUCAUACCCCACCCAUCUGACUGGGUUUUCCCAGCCACUCUGGGCGGCUCCCAAUAGAAUAUUAAAAACAUGAUAAACUGAGGAGGGAAGUGAACCAUGUACUCCUUGGAGAAUAAGUUGGGAUAUAAAUGCAAUAAACAAACUCUUCUGAUUAUCUGCUUAAGAAAGUUGGAGGGGCCAGCCAGGUGGAAAUGUCUUGUCACCAACCUGGUACCCAGAGAUCUCCAUGUGGUUGCAAUUGGACCUGUGCCAGUCGCAAAAUGCGCCUGGCGCCUGGCUAAUUUCUUUUUUUUUUUUAAAUGAUAUUUAUUAAAAUUUCAAAAGAAAAAGAUUACAUUAAUAAGAAAAAUAACAAUAAAAAAGGAAAAAUACAAAGUACAAAAAAGAAAAAACAGUUAAAAACAAUUCCAUCUUUUCAUCACUUCUCUUAUAUUUACUUGUUUCCCGGACCUCCUCAUACCUCCCUCUUUUGUAUUCCAAUUCAAUUUGUUAGUCCAGCAAUUCCUUUCCCUCCUUUUUAAUCCUGAUCUUUAAUCUUGAUAUAUUAUAACAUUAAAUUUUUACAUAUUAAAAACCAAUUUUUCCAUAUUCUUUUAUACCAUUACAGCUAGAAACCACUUAACUUCAAUCCAACAUCAUUCUAACAUUCAUUAAUUUUACAAUAUUUCUGUAAGUAGUCUUUAAAUUUCUUCCAAUCUUCUUCCACCGACUCUUCUCCCUGGUCUCGGAUUCUGCCAGUCAUUUCCGCCAAUUCCAUGUGGUCCAUCAUUGCGCCUGGCUAAUUUCUAACACUGGCUUUGAGUGACGUUUGAAUCAGGGCCUUGUGACCUAGAGCUCUGUCCUCUUAACCAGGACUCUACAUGACUGGCCCGGAUUCUUCCUUGCUUGGAUAGGUGGGUCCAGAAAUUUGUGCAGGUGAAGGAAAUAAAUUGUGAAGACCUCAACCCUGCGUGGCCUUCAGCUUAAGAGCUCUUACUGUCAUCUUGUUCCUGUCACGCAAGAAAGCUUUCAGGCUUCCCGUAGGUUUGCUAAUGGGGUAGGAUGUGUCUGUGGGUAGGAAAGGUCAGCAAAAUGAACAGCAAAGUCUGCAGUCAUGGGAGGAAUUCAUUCCUGGCCCUCUGCAGCUCUGAAAGUACCUUAUUUAAAGAAAAUGCCUGUAAAAAACUUCAAGCCCUUCCUCCAAAAUGGCUGCAUUCUGCAUAAGAUCAAGCUAAAUAUGAAUCAGGGUGGAUUUGAUUUAAAUCAAAUCGAUUGAAAUCAUGAUUUAAAUCACUAGUCAGUAAGAUUUGAUUUAAAUCAUUUUUUUACAGAAAGACUCAUUCUUGCUGGUAUCAUCUUAAUACUGUAUUUACAACUAGAGGAAGGCUUCAUUUUUGGAAUAAUAAAAUUUCAGAGUAGUUUUUACAGUUAUAUCAAAAAUUACUGAUUUGGUUAUACUAUUAGAAAUACGUAGAUAAUUAUGAAAUUAUUGUGAGGUUUGAUAACUUAACUGUUUAUAUUUGGACAACUUUUCUGCUGUACUAUAUUGGAAGGAGAAAAAUAAUCAUUUCCUUAAUAACAAUUUAAACAAUUUAUUUAACUAAAACAAUAACAUUAUAGCAUACAGUGGUGCCCUGCAAGACGAAUGCCUCGCAAGACGAAAAACUCGCUAGACGAAAGGGUUUAGCGAUUUUUGAGUCGUUCCGCAAGACGAAUUUCCCUGUGGGCUUGCUUCACAAGACGAAACGUCUUGCGAGUUCUUGCGAGUUUGUUUCCUUUUUCUUAAAGCCGCUAAGCCGCUAAUAGCCGCUAAGCCGCUAAUAGCCAUGCUUCGCAAGACGAAAAAACCGCAAGACGAAGAGACUAGCGGAACGGAUUAAUUUCGUCUUGCGAGGCACCACUGUAUGCAUCUAUGUUUGUUAACUGAUGUGGUUAAACAAUUUUUUUAAAAAAACAACAACAGACUGAGAUGUAACACACAUGAAAACCUUAAAACAAAUCUUUAUUUCAUGAUGAAUAGCCUUUGGACUAUAAUGUAACCUAAAUAGAAAACUAUCUUUAGAAAGAUUUUUCCUCCAAAAGCAUUUUAUUUUAAAAAUGAAAUUUAAAUUAAAAAAAUGAUUAAAAUAAAAAAUAUGAUUUUUAUUAUUUUUAUCUACACUAAUAUGAAUACAGAUGCAGUUAGGUCUAUCCUUGGUUGGAGGCAGCAAAGCUGAAUUAUUCUGGUUUUUUAAAAAAAUGAAAACAGCUGAUUUCUGGCUGAGUUUGAAGUAUCCAUAGAGUAGGUGGCAUAAAGGGAGUAGCUCAGGUGUGGCCUUGAAUUAGGGUGUGGAGGUAACUUCCACCUGGUGUUGUUGUUUACUAAAAUGCUAAAACAGUUUCAAAAUAGACAGCUGUAUCUGACUAGGUUUGUUGUGUAGAUCCAGCUGAAAUUUACCCAAGGUAGCCGUGUCUAUCAAUUUCAGUGUGUCUACUCUGAGCAAGGCUACCAUUGGAUGCCAUCCAAUACGGGAUGAAACAGCUAAAAUCGGUGAGAACCAGGAAAAGGCAAAGAUUGCGUAAUAAGCAACAGAUUAAGAGUAUACAAAGCAGUUCCAUAGUAUAUCCUGCUCAGAACUUAGGAAGAUGGGACACAUUUUCACCUGGGCAUAAAACGGACUCUGCUGCACUCCACAUACUUUAGUUUGCAGCUUCCAUCUUCCCCAGCCCAAAAUCCUGGGCACCAGCUUUCGGUUAUUAAAUGGCUGCGUGCUCGUGACUCCUGGGAUUUCCCCAACACUGUUGGUACUUGCUUGUCUCAUAUUGUUUGCAUGGUAUUCAUAUUCAAGUACCUGGUUGCAUUUUCUCCAUGGAAAACGCAUGCAAGGGGAAGAAAAUGAGGACCAACCCAGCUGCAAAAACAAACCAACCACAAUGGAGCUGCCUACAGGCAUAUUUAAUUAUUACAGGUUGCCUGUUCUUCUUGGCCUUGCCUUAAUUACAUUUUAAAAUGCGAAGAAUAUGAGACUGUUGUUUUUAAAUAGGAUUGUUGACUGCUUAUGUGAUGUAUACAGAAAUUACAGCACUUUCAGCAGACUGCUCAGCUCCCAUCAAUGGCCCUUUGAUUCUCUUUGGGGCUUGUGAAGCCAGAGGCUACUUGUGGCACACAGGGAUAUGGAAUCAGCUGAUGGUUGGUGCCUUGAAUAUUUUGACGCCCACAAUAGUCACUUGCGUGAAGCCAGUAUGCUGGGAAGGCCAUUGCUAGCUGGGCUCUGCUGAACUGGGUGGGUCUAGGCUGAGGAGUCAUUGGGCAUCUCUGGAGAUUUCUAGUUUCAGACAGAGUGCAUUAGGGCUGCAAUCACAAAGCUGGCCAGCCAGAGCCAGAAACCGAAUUUAGGAAAGGGUUUUAAUGAUAUUUCUUAGUCUUAAUGCCUCUUUCUGUGCUGUGGCUGCUUUAAUAAGAUGCAUUAUUCAUCUGGAGUGGGAUCUUGGUGGGUGGAAGGGCAGGCUGUCUUUUCUGGCAUAGGAUUAGGUCAUAUUUCCAAGACAGUUUUUGUAUUGUCUGGGAGGGAUGAAGCACUGUUUGUGCUGUGGAAUGGACUGGAGCUGCCUCAUUUUGCAAAGCAGCUCGUUCAGCUAAAUGGAAGUUGUUGAUCCUGCAAUUUAGCAAGACCAAAAAUCUGGUGCAGUGUAUGUGAGGCUUUUUUUUUCUUUAAAGGAGAACUUUCUUUUUAAGUUGUUUAAUGUGGAAUAAUUUUAUUCAUUAUAUGUGUUAUUUUUUUUUUAAUGCUGCUUGUCACCAUGGGGCUGGGAAACCUUUUUCGGCCAAGGGUCACGGACGGAGAGGGGGGAACGACUCUCGCCUAGGCUAAAUCCCAGCCACACAGAAGCCAGAUGUUUCCUCUGCACCACCCACACCCCAAAUCUCUCCCUUCUUCAGGCAAGGAAGAUUCAGCAUCUUGGUUCCAGGAUGCAUUACAACCAGGCAAAAGCAUGCAAGAAAGGUGUGGGGCAGGACUGGUGGGAGGUGUGGCUUGGGGAGUAUGAGAAGGGGCUGGGGGAGGCACAUUCAGCCCCUGACCUGAAGUUUCCUCACCCCUGAAGUGUAGUAAUCUUAGUAAUACAGACUUAAUUUGUCCCUUUUAAGCAAGAGUGGUGAUUUCUUCAGUUUUUCUUUCAUAGUAUUGAAUCCUUAGAUUUGCAGACUCUGUUUGCAUGUGGCAGUUGUAUCACAGCAACAUUUGGAGAGUAACAUGCCUGUCCCUGAAUUGUGGUUUACCACAGCGUGCGAGCUGGGCUUCUGUUUGUUUAAAUGCACAAUUCAUUUGAUGGGAGUCAUUUUCCUGGUUGUCUGUAUUGAACUGUUGCCUCUAGGCAUGCAAACAGGUUCAUUUUGCUGUUUGUUUUUUGUUAUAAUCUGUCGGUGACUGUCAUAAAGAAGGGUUGGCUGGCAGUUAAUAACGCCUGUGAAGUGCCCUGCAAGGGUGAUGUGCAAAAUGCAUUACAAGUCAUCACCGUAAAUUUCCCAGCAACAAACUUGUCACGUUACCAUUUUAAAGGUGGGGGAAACAAAGUUUGCAAGGUCUGAUGGUUUCCAAUAGAAACUAGGCAUUGCUCUCUGCUUUGCCCUGACCUUCAAGGCUUUCGUGAGCAUCCUCUGGUCAUAUGUUGGGUACUUUCAGGUGCAGGUGAGUCCCGGUCUGGGAAGAAGGUGGAAUUUAAAUCAAUAUAAUAACAGCAACAACAACCACGGCCUAGGACCACCGUAUAUACGGGACUGCCUCUCCUGCUGUGCCCUACGGAUGACCUUAAGGUCCAUAAAUAGUAACACCCUAGAGGUCCUGGGCCCUAAGGAAGUCAGAUUAGCCUCAACCAGAGCCCAGGGCCUUUUCAACACUGGCCCUGGCCUGGUGGAACGCUCUGCCUCAUGAGACCAGGGCCCUGCAGGAUCUGAUUUAUUUCCGCAGGGCCUGUAAGACAGAGUUGUUCCGCCUGGCCUUUGGCUUGGAAUCAAAUUGAUCCCCUCUUCCUUUUUCCUUUUUCCUUCUGUGAUGGAACUCCUGUUUGGAGACUUCCCUGGCUUUUUUCUGGCCCACCUAGGACCAGUCUGGAUAGUUGGCCUUGGUGAAGACUUGACAUUUUCAUCCCCCAAAAAGUUUUUGAUUUGAGUUUCUACUGAAAUGAGGCUGCAUUUUAAUGUUGUAUUUUAAUCUUGUUUUUAAGUUGUAUUUCAAGCAAUUGUUUUUAUGCCUCGUGUUAGCUGCCAUGAGCCCGGUCUUGGCUGGGGAGGGCAGGGUAUAAAUAAAAUUUAACAACAACAACAACGGAAUGCAUUUCCAUAUGCAGAGACCACUAUAUGCUUGGGAACAGGUAACAGAGAAGGCUGUUGACUUCAUCCACAGAAGCAUCUGGCUGUUCCUUGUUGAAAAGGGGAAUCCUCUUGUGUAAAACUCCUUGGAAUCGGGCGCAGCCAGCCUGCUGGCCGGGCAGGGUCAUGUGGCAGAGUGGGGAGCGGGGAUUACAUGUUUUGCCCUGGGGUGACCCUGUUAGUAGCUUGCAUUGGUGUAAUUGAUGAAUGACUGGAUUUGCCAGCUUUGAUAUCUGCACUAAGAGCAUUUGCAAAGGCUGGCUUACUUGCUUCUCCCUCCAACUUAAUUUCAAACUCUGAAAUUCGCUUAAGGACAGCCCUACACACCACCGUGGUGUGAGCCCCUGGCAAAGUUUUGCAUAACAAACUCCUCCUGUGAUGGUGGUGGGAGUUAAUUUUCAGGCCCUGAUCAUCCUAGAGGUGCGUGUGCCCUAAGUGUAGCCUCUGGGGUGCUUUGAAUAAGCAAGCCACUUGUACAUAAUUGUGCCGUGUCAACUGAGAGCGUGGCAUUGGCGGGUCAAUUAAAACGGACCCGCGAUCUUGCAUUAUGUCAUUGCUUUGCAGAUUUUCAGUAUGCAUCCAUUUGGAAAGAAUGUGUAGGUUUUGCAAGCGCUGUGGAAUGCCGUUGGUUAACCUUCUUUUGUAAGCCUUACAAUGACAGCUUGUGUGCCGCUGAACGCCCAAAUCCUGAAGGGAAAAGGGAGUUCCUCUGAUAUGAUAGCAGAAGGAAGCCCAAUUUAACCUGUGGGAGACUGAGGAAGAAGGCUGCUGCUGGAUGUUAGGAGAUGCAGAUACAAAGCCCAAGGGCUCUUGGGGAACAAGCUUGCUACGAUGCUGAUUAUUAACCUACCUCUCAGGAUUGUUCUGAGGAAAUGAUAUCAGUCAGCUGUCAAGCACCUAUUUUUAUAAUGAAGAAUACAGCAAAAAUGACUUAAUGGGAUUUCAAAAUUUCCUUUUCCGCCUGCUUUUGUUGUGAAGCCCUGCGUGUGGUGAUAGUCCAGUCACAAACAUUCCAAAAUACUGGCCUACAUUAUGGGGCUCUUAUAAAUAUAUCUUGGCAAUCCUACAUUGAAGUGCUAUAUAAAUGUACUAAAAAUAAGUGCCACUGGAGGAUGCCUGGAGAGUGGCAAGAAUUGAAUAUUGCCAUUAUCCAUGUUCUGUACUAUGGGCACUCCUCAGAGGUGCAGCCACCUGGGCAGACGUUGCCACAGCAUUUGGGCUAGUGACCAUAAUAACUUGUCUUUAUCAGAGGCACCUGGGAUUUGAAUCCCCAACCUCAUAGUUCUAAACUUAUUUAACAAUUUUGGGCUAAAAUGAGCCAUGGCUGCUGGAAGGGGGAAGGGUCUUUUGGAUGGACCAGGGCUCCACCUGGAGUCCCCGAGAAUGCUUCUAGGAACAUGGGAAGCUGCCUUAUGCUGAGUCAGACCUUCUGUCCAUCUAUCUUAGGAUCACCUCCAGCUGUUUUGGGACUGCAUUUCCCAUCAUCCCUGACCACUGGUCCUGUAAGCUAGGGAUGAUGGGAGUUGUAGUCCCAAAACAGCUGGAGGGCCACGUUUGGCCACCACUGACCUACACUGACUGGCAGGGUUUUUGACAGCCCUACCUGGAGAUACCAGGGAUUGAACCUCUGGCAUCGUGCACGCAGGGCAUGUGCUCUGCGACAGGACUGUGGCCCUUUUCUGUUAGUGCCGUGAGGGGGGAAAUGGAACAAAUUCCACUUUGUGCAGCAAGUUUACAGAAUUCACCAGCUCACUAGGGCAGCAUGGACACUAGAAUGGCAAGAGAUAAAUUAUAUAAAUGAGCAUGUGCAUCUUAUUUAUUCCAACAAGCUUUUAUACUGGUGUUGCUCUUCAGAUAUUGGUGCUGGGGUCUGAGUAAUUUUUAUAUGUUCUCCAUGCUUUGCUUUCUGUGAUAAUUUACAGCAGGGGUAGGGCCUGCUGGACCAAAAUGUCCCCAUCAUCCCUGAUCAUUGGCGGUCUUGGGCUGCCAGGAGAGUGACAGUAUCUGCUAGGUGUGCCACCUUAGCUAUCUCUGCUUCUACAAAGCGGCAUGUGGUACCUGUCAGAUGACUCAAGGGUAAGGCAGAGUAUUUAAAAAUGGAAGAAUGCCUAUCCUUCCGCUUAACACCGGAUGAACUGGGAAGUACUGGUUUCUUCCGUAGGUUCACUCUAAGCAGCAAAGGCACCAUGAAUUUUGCUCUGAGGAAUGCCAGAGGCAGAAGCACUGGUCCAAUGCUGUCCCGGCAACCCACUAUUUGUGCUUGACCUACUGGAUGCCCAGAAUCUGCCUCCAUCUCUGAGAGGAUUAUGCAGGAACUUCUUCUAUGUGUACAUGCUAUUCCCCAGUUGUCCAUUACUAGAAUUCUUACAUCACCCUCUGCAUUUGAUAUUGGCUGUUGCUGGAGAAGAGGCAGCUGACUGGGUAAAUGGAAGCUCUGUUUUUGAGUUGCAAACCAUUGUCUGCUGCAAGACUUCCCCGUAUCACUUGUUCUCAGACAUCACUUAUCACUCCUUACUCUGUUGGGGUGUGUGUUUGUGUGUGUUAAGUCUGACAAACAUGGAAGCAAGUCCCAGUUGGGUUGCAAGCCAUUUACUGCGCAGCGAGUGCUUUUCAGCAGCAGGGCAGAGUCUCUCUACCAGCAUGUGAAUAAUUCUGACAGAUGUAAAACUGUUUCACAGUGGGUAUUAACUGCUGCAGUUUUAACAAACUUGACUCUGGAUUUUUUAUAUAUAUAUAUAUAUAUAUAUAUAUAUAUAUAUAUACUUUUUUAAAAAAAGAUUUUUCUUUGGUAACAAAAGUACAUAUAUCAUCUAUUGUUUCAUACAGUUGACUCUAAAUUUUAAACUUCUUUCCCCAUUUCUGGCAUGGUUUUUAAGCUGUCCUGAGCUCCCUUUUGAGAGGACAAAAUGAGAUAAUGACAUCUCUUGGCUAUUGUGGGGUGCUGGGGACCCUUUCCCUUCAGUGUAUGCCCCCUGCCACAAGUUGUCAGUGAAUUGAUUUGGGGUGGGGGUGAACUGCAAGAAGAUCAAACCUAUCCAUUCUGAAGGAAAUCAGCCCUGAGUGCUCACUGGAAGGACAGAUCCUGAAGCUGAGGCUCCAAUACUUGGGCCACCUCACGAGAAGAGAAGACUCCCUGGAAAAGACCCUGAUGUUGGAAAAGAUUGAGGGCACAAGGAGAAGGGGACGACAGAGGAAGAGAUGGUUGGACAGUGUUCUCAAAGCUACCAACAUGGCUUUGGCCAAACUGUGGGAGGUAGUGGAAGACAGGAGUUCCUGGCGUGCUCUGGUCCAUGGGGUCACAAAGAGUUGGACAUGACAAAACGACUAAACAAUUGUCCCUAUCUGUGCUUCACUUGCAGGAGGAGCACAGACUUGCCUUUUAAAGUUGAACCCAAUUAAGUGAAAGGUGGCUUUCCUCAUCCCCUAAAUUUUAGGCUGAGCCUCCUUUCUUCACAACUCUUGAUCCUCUGACUUGUCAAACUUGUCCAAGAGGUGAGCCAAAAGUUAAAACGACCUGAUAAACUUGACAACCACUGGCAAGAUGAGGGGUCUCUUAGCCACUUAACCUGGACCAAGUGAAAGGGUCAUGUAAGCAGCAGAGUGGACCUGAAAUAUUGUUGGCUUGCAUACUCAGGAACAUGAUUUUUUUGGGGGAGGGGGGACACUGCUUUUCUCUUGAGUGACAGGACUUCUGUAAGUGUUUAGAGACAGUUAUAUGGCAGUUGACAAAGGCCCAGGAGUCCAUUUGAUGUGGGAAAAGGAGGGACUUCCAGGCGAGGUGUCCCAAUAGUGUUGUGCAAAGUUUCCUGAAAACGCACACACGCAUAAGCAGCAAACUAGACUGUGUUUGCCCAUAAGAGAACUCCAAAAUCCAUAGUAUGCAAAUAUCUUUAUUAGGCCAACCAAAACAUUGCAAAAUAGUGUGCAGGCUUCCGAGUUUUCCAGAACUCUUCAUCAGGCUAUAGUAAACAGUGCAAUACAGUGGAAAUAAGGGAUGGGAAUUAGCCGACAUUGAAGUCUACGUUUGGUCCCAGCCUUGCAAUUUAAUGAGGAGCUUUCAGGUGAAGCUGUUGUUGUGCUAUGCUGAUAUCAGGCGGCACCAAAGCUUUACAGGGACGCAGUUGCUUUUGUUAUUGGUGUGACUUGGUUUGUUGUACCGAUUAAUGCUUUACUUAUUUGUACAAUUAUUUGACUGAUAAAUUGACCAAGGUGGUUUUGGUUUUUUUUUUUUAAAUUAGUCAAAUGACCUGUCAGGACAUAUUUUUGUGUCACCAUGCAUUUUCCUAAACAAUAAAGCACCACUUUAUUUACCACUGGAAGGGCUUACUGAAAACCUAUUUAGGGGAGUCUUUACCGGAAGAUACAGACGUUUUGUGCAGACGACAUUUCACAGGGGAACUGAAUCUUGACAGUUUGCUUUCUGUUUCAUUCUUAGGAGCAUAAGAGCUUGUUAGGAUGUGGCUACAUAAGAGGGAUAUCGUUUGCGUUGCCCCAUCUGACUGUUUUGUAUUAGGAUUCAAUUUUUGUGAGUGCCCAUUCUGUUUUGAGUCAAGUGAGUAGGUGCUGACAGAUGAAGGAGGCAGCUGCAAGAAUGAGCCAUAGACCGGCAUCUAAUUGAAUGAACGCAGACUGAAUACUAUUCAGGCUUUCUGCUUGUGAAUGAGCACUCAAGAAUUCACAUGUGUGAGGUGCAGCUUGCUCAGUCUUUCAACUGGGUAGCUGCUUACUGCUCAGUUCUUACGGACUGCAUAUUAUUUUAAUGGGGCAGUUCAGCUGAUAGGAUGUUUCCUACAUUCCUUUUUGGUUCUCAUCCAUGAUGGUAAAGUUCCUCUGUGUUUCUGUGUUUGCACUAGAGUCCUUGCAUUGCACAUGCCAAAGAAUUUCUAGACAUACUUGUCCCCUUCCUUUUGAGAGACAAAAACAAAAGCACAUUUUUACCAACUGCCCCCACCGCCACUGUGAGCCCUGCCUUCUGUAAUACCUUUUGGCAGAUGGUACGUCUCGAUUAGAUCAAAUUAGUUCUAUUUAUGCUGUAGCCUGAACAUGAGACACUUUGCUGUAGCACUUGGUGGCAUACAGUCAUGUACACAAUUUGACAUUGUCUCCAUGCCAGUUAACCGUUCUGCCUCACAGGCUCUGACCUAUACGGAAUCUCUUUUGUCUUCUAAACUUUGGAUCUGAGGCUUAGCUGGCUUUCUCCCCCCCCCCCCCCGACCCAGUUUGUUCUAAUGCGGAACUAUUUUUGCAGCUUGAUAUGCUGACCGAAGACUUUUAACUUCCCAAAUCAGAAGCUUCAUAGCUGUGUAUACUUUGUCUCCCACACAUGACUGCGGAUGAAAUCCUGUGAAAUGUUUGGAUGGGUGGAAUAGCUUUGUGUGUUUCAGGUUCACUGUGUCAGUUGCAUCUGGUUAAGAUUAUUAUUCAUUUAUAUGCCACCCAUCUGACUGGGUUGCCCCAGCCACUCUGGGCGGCUCCCAAUAAAAAAUAGUAAAAACGCAAUACAACAUCAAACACUAAAAAGUAAAAAGUAUCAAACACUGAAAAGAUGCAUUUUCCCUGUAUGAGAACAAGGUCUUUCUUUCCUAACUACAUAAUUAGCACCAGGUACUUCUCUGAACCCCAUCCCAUUCUGAUGACCCACCGAAAAUAAACAUUCCCAUCAUGCAAACUGCCUUUUGCAAACCUAGCAACUUCUGAACUCUAAAAACCUUAAUCCUUCAGCAGUGGUGGUGAGCUGAGCUCAGAAAGGACUAAAUAAAUGUGAAAAUGACUUCCAGUUGCUCAUCUGGGUGAUGUGUAAAUAGGGAGAGCAGAUGGCUUUGCAACUAUAUCCUUCCAUUUUACAAUAAUCCUUAGAGACUGAUAUUUUUGGCUGGUUGGGUCAGAUCUGCAGGUGUGAAGAAUGCAGUUGUGCAGUCCGGCUAGCUAAGCUAAUAAAAUGUCCGUUUUGUCUGUUUCCUGGUUCUGUAGGAAAAAGCAACCCCAUUGUAAUAUUUGAAUAAUGUGAUCUUAAUAGCAAGAAGAAAAGGAUCACUAAGGGGUUUUAAUAGCUCUUAAGUUCUUCAUGCAGAUUCUCAGUAAUUCUUUCAGCGAGAGAGGCUCAAAGGAUCUAAGGUGGUCAGGAUAGAGGCUGAUCUGUGAAUCUGCAGCAGAGGUUAGAUUAUUCAGAGAUAAUAUUCUUGGCCACUACAUGUUGAAAAAGACAUUGAUAAUGACAGCCGCCCGUUUGCACUUUGCCUGUAAUGAGACUAUGUGCUCUGCUGAGUCACGGGCAAAGAGAGCAGCAGGGUGGACUGUUUCUACAAAGCAGCCAUUGCUGCCUGCUUAAGGUGUGCUGCUUCUGGCUUAAGUUAGUUUUACCUUCUUAAAAUUAGGGUGUUUAAUGUGGCUGGGCAUUGAGAUGCCUGCUACUUAGCUUUUUGUAAUUUUAAAUCCCUGCUCAGAUCUGUAUCUGCAGCCUCGUAUUUGCAUUAGAAUGUAAAACAUACACAUGGACAGUGUUAGAAACUCAGAUAUAUGUCAGAAGCCAAAUGGCUCCUUAAACCAAGGUUGCAGUCGCACCUGCUUUCCUGGCAUAAAGUCUCAAGUUCAAUUCCCAGCGUCUCCAGGUUGGGCUUGGAAGGGCUUCUAAAGCCCAGGAGUGCAGCUGUCAGUCAGUGCCAAGCUUAGAUGUUUAAUGUCGCUAGCAGAUGCCUUUAUAGUAAGGCUGCUCUCUGUGUUAUAUCAGACCCCUGAAUAUUCUGUCUCUCUGAUAGUGCUGUUGAGUAGAACGAGGUUGGCAAGUUUGCCAGUAUUUUAAAGCACUUCAAGGUCAGGGAGGGAACGAAGCCUGAGAAAGCUGUCUUUUUUUGGGUGGCAAAAAUUCUUUCUGAAGUAUUUCUUCUUGUGGCUUUAUAAGACUACAAAAUGGAGCCUGCUUCCUGAGGAGAGGCAUAACUGCAGCAGCAGUUCCUAACAAAAAACUUUUUGAUGGAGUUGGCCUUUAAGGAUGAUCUCAUCUCGGUGACCAAUCUGAGCAAUAUGCAAUGCUCCAGCUAUUUACUAAGACAAAGGACUGCUGAGCUGCCUAACCACAGAGAGUCCAGCCUGCUGGAUUGAGAGCUGUCUGGAUAGCAGCACUGGGGCUGCAGGGAAGGGCAGAUACCAGCAAAUAACCCUGGCUAGAUUGUGUGGUGAACAGGAUUUCCUGGUUAGGAGGGUUAAAUGUUUCUCUCUGAAAUCCAGAGCUUUCCUGAUCCAUUUGGAGCAUGCCUGGAACAUCCAACUGCUGCAAUCACAGGUGUAGAUAAUAUGUUAAAUAUUACUUCUAUUGAAUUACACUGAAGGCACACCCCUUUACCCUGGAUUUUGACAUUUGACAUAUAUACUCUUGGGACCCAGCUGAUUUCUGUGAUUGUAACUGGCUCUGGGACCUUAGUGUGAAGGGCAGGCGGUAACAACAACUUGUGUGUAUGUUCAGAGUUUUAAAGUUGUGCCUGAUUUCCCUUUUCUUUUAACUGGUAAAGUAAUAUCAGAGCUCCUGAGAAUGGGUGAAAUAUCCAAUAUCUAUGCUGAGAAAGUUCUUGACUUCUGCAAACCCUGUUUACAUUCUUUUGCUUCUUGUUUAACUUGGAAACUAGUAACACACUUUGAGGGUUUUCUCUUUCAGCCUUGAGGGUUAGAAACGUUCCCUAAAUGUUGAAAUGACUAACCAUGAAAUCCUUGAUUGCUUGUAGUUUUAUAGGAUUUCAUGGGAGAGCACAUUUUCCUUUCUCCAAGGUGUGACCCAAGCCAGGUGGAUCGUCUCCAGCUUAAGUACCUGGCAGGUGGUGUCAAAAACUGAACGCAUAAUUGGAGUGAAAGAAAAGCAUAUUUUGCACAAGGAGAAAAAAAAUGGGUAAAUGUUAUUUUUUUAGCUUUCGAAAAGUAGUAUCACUACAAAGCAAUUCAUGAGGACCAUGAAGCCAUGUCUGUGUUGAAAAGACUUAAAUUCACUUAAUUAUGGACCAAGGAAGGUCAGAGCAGAAUCUGCUUGAAACUUGCGAGCUGCAUCUUAUGGAACCUUUAAAAAAAUCAAAAUGUGAUGACGUUUUAGCCAGAUGUACUCCCUCCACAUUCUUUCUGUAAGGUAAACCAGGUCACUCAGCUAAACUGAUUAGGUCAAAUACUUAUCUGCUGCUGAGCAGAUUCAGAUAUUGAAGGUUUGUGAAGAACACCCAAGGACUGAUACUAGCAUCCCAGGAAACUCAGUGUGACCCAGCACCUAGAAACUAUCAAAUGGCACUAAGCACCUUGGGUUAUAUUUCAAAGUAAAGGAAAAUAACUUUGGCACUUUCUUAUAAUCUCUUAAACUUGCUGAUUGGAUCUUGUGUUCAGUUCCUUAGAUCGUGGAUGCAUUUGAUUGGAUUCUGCAGUCAUGCGCUUCGCAUAGCAUUGUGACGCACCUAUUGCUAUCUCUCGCGUUGCUCCGCUUUUGGGCCUCGCUUCAUACUCUGGGUGUAUAUAUACCGGCCCACCGGCUUGAUGAAUUUUUGGAGAGCUGGACUCCGGCCCAUGGAAGCCACAGUGAAUUUGCGAGUAUUUCAAGUGCCAUAUGACAGUGUUGUCUUCGUAGCCACAGGCAAACAUAGCUGCUGCUCUGGCAUGUAGCCUGAGCUCUUGUUGGGCUGUUGCAAUGAUUAAUAACUAAUGCUACUUUCACAUAAUGAUUUAAUGGUGAUAUUUUACAUAGAAACAUAAUCCUUACAACAGUAGAUAUUUGUUGUCCUCAUAUUUGCAUAUAACACCUCUGUAAAUUGAGUGGAUGGCAGCACAGCACAUUUUUAGUACCAAGACCCUAAUAGUGGUAGCUGAGUAACUGUGGUCUGUAGCAAAUGGUCUUUGGUUUCUAUGCAACUUGCACAUCAGUUCUCGCUCGCCUCUUCCCUAACCCUUCCCCCCAACCCGAAAGGAUUUUGGUCACCUCUAAAAAAUAGAAAAUAUUGGGGUGGAAGCUGUAUGAUUCAAUGGGUAACCCAUUAUGUCCUGGUACUGUGUUUUUGGAUUGAGCACAGCUUCCCUUGAGUAACAGACUUCUGUAAAAUGGCAUUUAGUGAUGUCCAACUGUCUCGUUGCAUGGCCUUUUGGCUCCCAAUUCCCCCAGUGGAUAGGUGUUCAUUGACAGCUUCAUCUUGAACCUAAGAAGAGCCUGCUGGAUCAGGCCGAUGGUCCAUCUGUUCCAGCAUCCUGUUCUCACAGUGGCUGACCAGACGCCUCUAUAGUAAUGGGAAACCCAGAAGCAGGAUCAGAGCACUAGAGCCAUCUCCCGCCAUGUGGUUUCCAGCAGCUGGUAUUCAGAAGCAGUGUUGCCUCUGAUUGUGAAGACAGAGCAUAGACAUCCUGGCUAGUAGUUGUCAAUAGCCCUUUUCUCCAUGAAUAUAUGGUCACACUUUCUGUCUCUUGUGAUGCGGAUGGUUGUUGCUAAAUUACAGUACUGUGGCUGGAUGCUUGGGGUGCCUAUACCUGAAAUAUGGGCGGAGGAAACCUUACCUUUAUAGAUUUUUAAAGUAUGCUUUCCUCUGUCCCUCCCUCAUCUCCUUUGGUGCCAAGCAUGGAGAGUUGGAAUCUGGCUAGGCAGGAAGGUUUGGCUUAAAGAGUCUACUCCUCCUCUUCCACAUGAGGCAAGGUAACUCUUAAAAGGAGGGGCAUUGCUUGUUGACUCUGAGUAUUUGGGAAGGUGAUCGUCCAUCCCUUACUGGUGGGUUUGAUAUUCUGAAGAGUGGUUUGGACAACUGUUUUGUAAUAGAAUAACACAUAUUGAUGACUAAUACAUAAUACAAACUUAUGAAUAGAUCUUGUACGCAGCCCAGAAAAGUCAUUGGUUUGAAAGACAGUCUAAGGAUCAUGUUGAGAGAAUAUCAGUACUGUAGUUCUUGACCAGGUGAGGGAAUGCUAGGUGAUCUUUCAGCAACCUCACAGUGUUAGAAUCCUUAAAUUUCUUUGGGAGUAAAAUAGAAUACAAAUACAGUGAAAAGGUAUCUCAACAGCCUGCAUUGAGAAGCAUCCUUGCAGCAAGCAAAACCAAAAUCAGUUUGGAGUUUCCUGGCCAACUUUUUCUAAGAGAUGGGAUCCCAUCAGGCACUGUGGAAGCUGUGCUGUGAGCAAAAGGGGAGUUUCCCCUCCAAACGGCACACUGUGCUAUAUGUCACACUGUCUUUGAAAUUGGGCUAGCACAAGCCCUUUGCACAGAGCCAAAGCAGCUGUUGCAACCUCAGCUCUUUCUUUGUCCAUACACCUUUAUGGGGCAGGUCGAUCACUGCAGAGAUAAGCCUGUAAUUGCACCCUUGUAGGUAAGACUGAUUUCCUUCUGUGCAGCAGCUGGGUAUGAAGAUGGAAGCUGUUCUUUUCCUUGGCCUUGGGUGGGAACCUAGUGAGGGAGGUGUCCUCUGACCUCCCUGACAAAUGGAGAGCAUUAGAUGGCUAUAAUAGGCUGUAAUCUUCUGCUCCAGGAGUGAUAGCUCUUUUGUUUCCUCCAGCACUCUGAGAGCCAAUCGCGGUGAUUUCCAGAGUCCAGUUACCUUAAUGGAGAAACAAAAGUACCAGCAGGCUGUAAAGCUUGAAAUUCAAGUAGGCAGAGGUGACAUGGAGCUCCAGUGGGCAGGCUGCCUCUGUGGCUCAGGAGCUGCUGCUUUCAAGCUGGUUCAGAUUUCAUCCAUAGGAAGAGGAGGAGGAGGAGGCCUCUGGGGAAGAGGUUUAAUCAGAACUGAGCAGCUGAGGUUGUUGCUGGCAUCAGGGUAGUGUGACUAGGUCCAUAAAUCUAGCAGGGUGUCUGCAUUUCCCCAAAGACUCAGAAUAAUGUUCCUACCCACCUUAGUGAUAGAAUCAUAGAAUUGUAGAAUUGGAAGGGACCACAGGGGUCAUCUGGUCCAACCCCCUGCAAGGCAGGAAUCUUUUACCCGAUGUGGGGCUCAAACCCACAACCCCGGGAUUAAGAGUCUCAUGCUCUACCAAGUGAGCUGUCCCUGCUGUCACAAUAUAGGCUUUGUUACUUUGGAACAUAGAAGCUACCUUGUACUUUUAAAAUGCUUUUUAUUGAGGUAUAACAGACAGGUAUAAACAAACAGUACAAAGACGCAAGUCUGCAGCUUUUACAAAGGAAGCUGCCUUUUAUAAUACCUUGGUAUUGUCUACAAGGACUGGCAAUAGCUCACUGGGGUUUCAGACAGGGAAGAUUCGUAGCCCUACUGUGAGAUAACAGGGAUUAAACCUGGAACCUUCUGAAUGCAAAACUGGUGCUCCACCAUUGAAUUACAGGCUUGCCCCCCCUCCCCCAAAUUAUUGGUAUUAAUGAAAUGUCGUCAGGCUGCCUUGAUGCUCCAGGGAGAUCUAUCCUUUGCCACUAAAAAUGGGUGCAGAGACUGAAUGUAGAAUUGUGUCCUGAACAAGUGUACAGAAUUUCAUUAUUAUUGUCAAAUUCAGUUAGAUAUAAAGCAAGCAAAUGGGGUGCCAGUUUGGUGCAUUAAGCCAAAUUCAAUGAUACUGAGCCCCUUUCUGGUGUUGUUCUCCUUUUGCAAUGAGAAUAAGAGCAGAUAUGUGCUUGCUAGCUCUGACCCCUCUGUUGUGUUCUCCUCACUUCGCCUCCUUCCUGCUGAGCUCAUGGUGGCUCCCCGUACAGUUUUGGAACCCCGCAAGAUCAGGGAGUCGGUGGGCAGGAUUCAACUAAGUUGUUGUGUGCACGGAAUGACGUCUGCUCACACAAUCCUUUCUCUCCUCUCCCACACCCCUGAAAUCUGCUCUGGAGAUUUGGGGGAACCCGCAAAAGAAAUUUUGGGGGUUGAUGGGAGAGGAGAGUGGAGAAAAGUCUUGUUGCACGAGAUACCUUUGUUUUAUGCAUGCAAACCCCACUUAGCUCUGUACUGAAUUCCACCCAUUGCAAGUAGAGCAGGGUCCCAACUGCAGAAGCUCUUCUUAAACCCACAGAGGGCUAUGUCAGGAUCACGAUGGAUGGGGUGGACCCAGCAAAUGCAGCCCCUCUUUUCUCCUCCAGUGCAGCUGGAAUCACACGAGAGGGAAAGAGUGAGCAGGGUUUUUGUGCGUCUUAGUCUUGCUGGUUUUUUUUUUUAAAUAGGCCAUCUUCAUUCAGACUUUGCCAGAAAUGGGAGAAGAGCGCCUUGUCUUCCAUAUUUUGUUCCAAAGUAAAUAUCCCACCCUGUUACGGUGGCUUAGCUUCAGUUUUGGAAGCAGCUUUUGAACACUUGCUCAGACUUUUGUCACUUUAUUCAGUUAGGGGAGGUUGAUCUGAAUUGUAGUAGGGCUCAUGCAGCCACAUGGGUUUCUAUUUUUGGCUUUGGGUUGAGUUACAGCAAAGCCCUCUGGUGUAAUGGCCUUGCCGGUCCUGGGAGAAUGACAGGGCUUGGAUGACUUCAGUCUCCUUGACUUGGUGCAGUUGGGAAAGGGUUGCUGCGGAUUAGACUAACAGGGUUAGCUUGCACUGCGAAAAAGGCAGAGCUUGAAAUUCAGUUCUUUAGAAUGAAAAUGCCCCCAUGACAGACUGCCAGUGACAGUUAUUCAGUCAAACUAAGCCUAGUUGGGCCUAAGUUAGAUUGCAGUCAAAGGAAUAAAUUGACUUGGUUUUACUCAUUUGUUCCCAAUACUUAUGGACCACUUUUCACCAUAAUAUUUAUUAUUACCAUUACCAUUAUUAAUUAGAUUUAUAUACUGCACUUCAUGAAAAGAUCUCAUAGAUGGUCACACUGCACUUUACAGAACAAAUUUAUAUUUAUUUAUGGCAUUUCUCCCCCACCUUUUUCUCCAAGGAAUACGUGGUUCACCCCUUUCUUCAGUUAAGCCCUAAAAUGACCAUGUGAGGUAGGUUAAGAGGCAGUGACUGGCCCAGAGUCACCCAGUGCAGUGAGCUUCGUGGCAGAGUUUGUAUUGGAACCCUGGACUCUCAAGUUCUAUUCUAACACUCGAGCCACUAUACCACACUGUCUCUCAAUUAAUAAGGUAAUCAAUCCAUGCAAAUAAUAUGGUGUUUAAAACAUAAAACGCAAAGCUAAAGGUCAAAGUGUGUGUAUGCCUGACUUAUAUGUUUGGCAAGCAUUUUCCUUUGGCCUUGCUUUAAUUAACAAUAUUGCUCAUAAUGUGAUUAUUUUGAAAUAGCUGGCCUGACCACACCACCUAGUUGUUCUUUUUCAUCCUUAAAAAGAUAAAAUACUUAUUCAGGAUAUAAUUAGCUUGCUUUUCAAUUUUUUAAAGAAUCCCAGAAUGAAUAGCAAAAAGUAAAGGCACCUAGCUUUAUAAAACACCUAAAAAAAAAUACUUCAAAUGACAUCAUAAAAACAGCAGAAUGAGACAGGCUAAGAAAUCUAAUACCCCAGCAGCAACAGAAAAACCCAAUGCAUGUUAAAACAGAGGAAUCAGAACUACCCAAAAUUCCAAGGCAAAUGGACUUGGCACACAAAACUUAAUAGUGAGGAUGUCAGGUGAGUCUUCCUGGGGAGAGUAUUUUCCAUGAAUGAGUCGUCACCACUAAAAGGCCCUUUCGCUGUUCUGUCUCUGCUCUGCAGGCAGGGAAACUUGGAGGAGAGUGUCUGAUGCAGAUCUUAUUUCUCAAGCAGGUUUGCAUAGCAAAAGGUGGUCAUUAAAUUCUACUUCGGGCCUCUGAUUUCUCUUCAGUAAUAAAGAAGGGAUCAGCAGUAGCAGCUGAGACCCAGAUUUUAGGGACUUACUGAGACAGCUUUCCCUAAUUCUUGGCCGCUGCAUAAUAAUUGCCUGCAGCGUCUGCUUGGAGCAGAGAGAGGGUCCUUUAGGACCAGCCUGAGUUAGGGACCCUUUCUCCAGGGGCCAUUCCAGGGUGAACUGUGACCAAGUUUGAAGGAAGAAGUUGAGGCUUCUUCCUUCAAACAGUGAGUAGUGAGACAGAGAUGAAGAUGAUUUAUUAAGUUUAUUGGUCACUUGCCAAAGGCAACUCAAAGCAACUUACAUCCAAACAACCAAAACCCUACAUAGAUCCAUUCACCCAUUAAGGUAAUACAUUUAAAAAAUCCCACCCUGUCCAAUGGCCACAGAUAGAGGUGGGAGACCCGUUGGAUAAUCUUUAGACUAUCUUUAAGUAAAUCUUUUUGCAAGGGUGACAAUUGUUUCUGUGGGAAGGCUGUUAGGUAAAAUGCAUAAUACUGAUAAUAUGCAGGGACUUUUCCUGUCCUAAGGGAAGAAGUAUUAAGUAAUGCAUGUCAUUGGUGUGGGCUGUCAAACAGGUCGCGGAAACCAAGUCUGAUGGAGAGCAUAAGUCUGGAUUCUGAAAGAUAAUCUAAAAGUUUAUGCUCUGAUGGGUGCCAGUUCUGGUUGUUAAAAGAAAAUGGCAGCUGUGGUCUGGCAUCAUUUUCAGGAAGGGAUAUGUUCUUCCUUGCCUGCUGUAGAAUAGUUUAUUGAUGUAUAGUCCUCUUUCUGCAAAUCAGAGUGUUAUUUUUUAGAAGUGAGGACCAAAUUGUAUGUUCUGCGAUUGAGGUGUCAGUAUCCCACUCCCCCUUUUAAUGCUACGCAGGCUUGUGGGGGGCUGGGUGGAGGCUGCAAGCUUGAUAGCAGUGGUGAAAAACAGCCUGCAGGGCAAGGGUUAAGCACUCUCUUCUGCACUCCCCCCCAUUACUACAGAACAGUACAGUCAAAUUCCCAGCUGCAUUUGAGUAAAAAAUAAAAAUGGAUUGUAUCCAGAUCUGUUCAUCCUUCCAUGGAAGGUCCUUUGAUUCAGCAGAGGCUUCUAUGACAGCAAGGGGAAGAAACAAUUUCCCCCUUCUGCAGCUCCUCAGACCCCUACUCCAUUCUGCAGGGUCCCCCCAACCCUCUGGAUCAGAGGUUCCAGGGCUUCAGAGAGGAAGGGAGAUUUGCAACAGCCACCUUGUUAUGCUCUCCUUUCUGCAGAAGCCUCCCCAGCAUCAAAGAGCCUUUUGUGAAUAGGAGGAGUCAGCCUCGUGUCAGGAGAUUUCCAUUGCCAGGAAAGUUCUGGUCCAGAACAUCUGGAGAGCACGAGAUUCGUGAAGGCUGCUGGGACACACCUGCUGGUUCCUUUUUUUAAAAAACGUAAACUUAAUGAAGAUAUGAAAAUGGAAUACAGUAAGCCUGUGACUUAGGCACAUUUAACUUGUGCGCAUUCAGCUUUAUGCAAUUGAAGGGGGUGAGUGUCAGGGAAAAAAGACUUUGGCAGUCCUACCUACCCAAUGUGUUUUGACUAUACACGAUUUUGGGUUUAGGCGCGAUCUCCAGAACAUAACCGUUGCUCAAGUUGUGGGCUUAAUGUACCGUAAAGAAAUAACAAUGAACCCACCCACCCCCACUUCUUGCCUGCUCCUUGAAACAGGAACCCUAAUGCUUGAUGUGAACAGAACACUAGGAAGGUGAUGGGGGGCGGGGAUCCUGCCAUGGAAAUGUUCUUGCAGUGGAACCAGUCAUGAAUUGGAGGUUUGCACUCCCAAGUUCCUCGCUGCUCUUGUCCUCCUUUGAGGGAGUUGACGUGUAGUUCUUUUCUUCCUUAACACGAGAACCUCAGCUGAUGGAGGGGACGUCUCAGUCUUCCCCCAGAAACAAUUCCCCUGAAGUCAUCGCUGGACAUCGUUCAGUCCGCCUGGCAGGAGACGCCUAUAGCCGUUAUAAACUAAUGCCGUGAUUUACCUCUUCGGCAGCAAGGGGUUGUUUAAUUUUACCAAAUUAGCAGUUAAGGGAGGAGGUUCCUGGGGCGCCUGUCCAAAGUGGCUGGACUCUGUUCUUAAGGAGCCAUCUUGCUUGCCAAGCCUUGGGCUGCAGACGCCUCCUCCCCACCCCAAGCACCCUCCUUUGGCAGAGUUGGAGCUUGCGAUAUAAAUGCUGGAUUGGCUGCCUCUCAGGCUGUGUUCUCUCCCCCCCUCAACGCCUGCUUCUUUUUUGUUCUGCACUUUGUAACUUGCCUGUGGCAGAGCCCGUUUUUUGUUUUUUUUUGUCUGCGGGGUGAGCGUUCCAGGUUCAGCUGAAGGUUGCGGGCUGCAAAAAUCCAUCCUCGUGUGUUGGUAAACAAUAUGACACAAGAUACUGUUCUGCCUCUCUGCAUCCCUGUGGAACUUGAUGCUGACAAGGCAGAAAACCUCCUCUGGAGGGCAUUGGGAUAAUAAGGGUUCAUUCAGGAUGCCAGGCCAGAUGCGAUGGGUCUCUCCUUUCUGCGGGCAGGGCAGAGGAGGCUGGCUGUUAGACUGAAUUAUCGUUCGCUGCUUGGAUGGUUUUGCGGGAAAACGGCCAAGCCUUAUUUUAAAGGGAAUAAAGUCAAAGACCCCUGUGUACAUUGGCUUCCCAAGUCUUGUUUGUGCUUUGAAGGAAAUUUUGUGCUUUAUUUAGUGAAGAAGCCCAACUCAUGGAUUUGAAUUCUCUUCGAACAGUGUUUACCAGUUAUUUCUCCCAGUUUGGCUUGUUGGGAGCACAACAGAACUUUGGGGCACACAGAUCUUUGGAGCGCAGAAGUCACAGCAAUAUUAAUAUUUAUAGCUGCCCAUCAAUAAGUAUUUCUUGACUAGCUUACAAAAGGAGACUGUUGGAAGGCUACGGGAUACAGUAAUUAAAAUCGGGCCUUUUUGCUUUCUUUUUAUAUACAAACUGGACUGAUUCUGUGAGGCAGUAACUUGAUUCGGAGCAGGGAUGUGUCUAAAACUUGGCUGCUCUGUGGAAAGUGAGCCUGCCAUGGCCCCAGCUUAAAUGCUUGAUUUAAGACCGUGGCAAGUCUAGAUGCUGGCAGAAAGCCCAGGUAGAAGAUAGUAGUUAUCCAAGAGGUGAAUUGUAUUUGGUUCCAUCUUUUGACAAGCUAGGAUUACUAUUAAGAGGAACAAACGUUUCUCCUCUGCCAAAAGAGACCUAAGGCAGACUUCCCCAGCCUUGCGCCCCCCAGAUGUGUUUGGGCUAUUCACAUCUGCCCCAGCCAGCAUAGAUGGCUGUGUUGCCUGGAGAUGGUGGGUGAAACAUCUGGAUGACAUCAAGUUGCAGAAGGUUUCAUGAGGGGUUACUUAGUGUUCACCCUAGACAGCUUUGUUCCAGAAACCAAGAGGUGUGGAAAAUCACACUUUGUGUCGUCCGGCAGGCAGCUUUGAUACAUCCAAGUCUGACUAAUCAGAGGCUCACGGUGCGUUCGUGGACAGAUCGUAAUGUUAAGAGAGCUUGGUGGCUGAAUCAGCAUCCUCUUUUCAACAUGGCUAACAGAUGCCUGUGGGAAGCCUGCAAGCAUAUUAACAGAUCCGGCCCCUGCAAUCAUCAUCAUCUGAGGUCCUUCUUCAUGUGCUUCCUCCAUGAGAGGUCUGGAGGGCAGCAACAUGAGAAUAGGCCUUAUCUGUGGUGGCUCCCCACUUGUGGAAUACCCUCCCUAGGGAGGCUCGCUUGGCGCCUUCAUUACAUAUCUUUAGGCUCCAGGUGAAAAUGUUUCUCUAUAACCAGGCCUCUGGCUGAUCAACAUUCUAUGUAGCUUUAUAAAUAUGUUUGUGGGAGGGAGUUAUUGGUUUGUUUUUGUUUUAUUAUGUAUCUUGUGUUCUCUUUUUGUAUUUUUAUGUAGAGAACCGCCCUGUGAUCUUCAGAUGAAGGGGUGUAUACAAAUUUUACUAAUGUUAAUAAGCAGAAUGUGAGUGCAACAGCAAGUUUCACAACUAGUGAUUCUCAGGAAUUGGUAUAAAUGAGCUUGGUGAAGUUGGUGGCCAUUAUUAAGGGGCAUUAUUGACCUUUACAACCAUUUCUCUAGGACGGUGAUUCAUACAGAGUAAAGUUGAGAGCUUGCACCUGCCAAAAUCCCAGGCUGAAGGGAAGCAAGUGGCAAGUUGUUCCAGUUUUAGUAUAUCUGCUGUGAUAGUGAGCACCUUUCAGCUUAGUUUUGAGACCUCUGUCAUGCUGUCUGUUCUAGUUUCCACUAGCCUUUAUUGGCAUAAGAAGGUGUCUUUUCUAUUCAGAGACUGUGUGCAGAACCCCUCUGUUCCAGUUGGGUUAUGGGGUGCUCUCUGUGUAUAUGUUGGGGGGGCAAACAAAGGUUCAUUUCAACUAACCUUGAUUUUCCUGCAUACCUGUGGAGGUCUCUGCCCUUUUCUGCUCUCCUUGCUCAAUAUCGGGAAUGAUUUGGCCAAGGUGAAGAAGCACCAGUUCCACUGAGCCAUGCAGAAUAUAGGUUGUGUCUUCUGAUCUCUGCUGACAGAAGCAGAUGAGCUGUGAUGUCAAGGUGGAAGGCCAAGUCUCGAGUGGUUCCCUGCUCCUCUCUCAUCGAGAGUGUGCCGUCCCUGCUCUGCCCUCUGCCUUCUCUGUCUCUUUUUUUAAACUUUGCUUAAGCUGCUGAAUGUAGAGCAGGCAUGUUAGGAAAUUUCCUAUCAUGAGAGCUGUGUGUGCGCGCGAGAAAGAGAGAGAAAGAGACAGACAGACAGAGAUAGAAGAAUGACGAGUUGGAAGGAAUCAACUACACAGUAGAAAUCACACCAGCACGUUUGUCCUGUGCAAAAAAAUAUGUUUGUUGACUCCCUGCCAAGAAAAAUCCAAAUUUUACCCCCCAGGCAGCUGAAUUUUGUGAUUGGGAUUAAAAAUGCACAUUACAUGAAUCGUAACUAGCAUUUUCCUGCAAAGUGCAAUGAAGAACAGUGGGGUGCUUGGCCUGAGGGAGAGAGCCAUAGCUUUGGGGGAGCUGUACCCUCCAGAAGCUCUGCUUAGUGCUGCUCUUAAUUUCUGAGCUGGUGGUUUUCAGACAUCAGUCCUGGGAUCCCUGGGGUUUAUCGAUAAUGAAAAUCGGUAAGGGCUGCCAAAGUGUAUAUGCAUGUGAAAGUCAGCACAGAGAGAAUAUUGGGUGUGGGGCUCAACUGGGCCUGUCUGGCUGCCAGUGCUGGCUGACAGCGUGUCCAUGGAGUGGUUUGCGCCCAUCAGUGUGGAAAGGGUUCGGAGAGGAUAGAGCAGGAUGCUUCAAAGCCACCAGAUGCUGCCAAUGCUAUGUUCUGCAACCAGCUAGUUCUGCAACCAGGUAGUUCUGCAACCAGCUAGUUCUGCAACCAGGUAGUUCUGCUAUGUUCUGCAACCAGCUAGUUUUUCAGCUAGUAUCUUCGAGUGUUCGAAACUCAUAUGUAUAUCUAAUCACCAAAUGCUACCUUAAACCUAAGUUAUGGUGGCCACAACGGAAGGUCUAGGUGCCAUUUACCCCACAAUGGAAUUUAUUAUUGUUAUUAAUUUCAUUUCUAUACUGCUUUAUAUUUUAAAGGAAAAACCCGAGAGCAGUUAACAACACAUUAAAAUAUCCAGUAAAACAAACCAGAAUAACACAAAUUCAAGCUUCAAGGAAAAUAUUUCAGAUCCUUCUCUAAGUUACAUUAGGCUUUCCUCAUAUUUAUUUAACCUACUUAAUUUAUAGUGCUGCCCCAUAGCAGAAGGACUCUAGGAGGGAAGUGUGGUCAAGUGGUUAGAGUGUCAGACAGGGACCUGGGAGAUCAGGGUUCAAUUCCCCACUCAGUCCUGAAGUUCACUAGGUCACCUUGGAGUCAUUCGCAGCCUCUUCACCUGUCUCACAGGGUUGUUGUACGGAUUAGAUGAGGUGGGGGGUGAACCAUGGACUCCUUGGCUAUAAAGGUGGGAGAUAAAUGCAAUAAAUUAGCUCUUCUGCUGACCUGCUCAAGAAAGCUGGAGGGACCAGCCAGGUGGAGAUGUUAAUCGCCAGCCUUGCAUCCAGAGAUCUCCACCUGGUCACAAUUGGAUCAGUGGUCAGUUUCGCCAGUCACAAAACACUCACGACACCUGGUGGAUUUCUAAUACUGGCAUUUGCCCCGAGCAUGGCUUCACUUACAACCUCCAAUGUGCUUGAUUAACAUUUAAUUGCUUCUGUGACCCGCCCUCAGUGUCGCAACGCUGGGCACUUGCUGAAAAAAUUCUGCUUGUGAUGUGAGCGCAUUCUAGCCUUGGCUGCUGCUUCUGCAUGUCUGCUGACAUGUAGCGUGGGCAGGGCUUUGUACUGCACCUCCACUUGGCGUUAAGUAAAUGCGGAUGGAGGUGGCAGGAUGUGUUGGGUGGGGCUGUGUCUGGUGUUACCAUCCGUGGAACCCAUGUAGAUAGCAAGAUUGGCAGAACAUUUGUUUGUUUGUUUGUUUGUUUGUUUGUUUGUUAGAUUUGUAUACCACCGUUGCAGACUAGCCCGAAAGUUGCUAGCAGAUCUCAAGGUGGUUCACAAGAUAAAAUCACAAUAUAAAAACACAAAAUAUAUAAUCAAAAUAAAACCUCCAAACAACCCAUUUGUUUCAUUCCUUGCUGAGUGUUGACUGGAGGUAGUGGCCACUCAUAGCCGAGUUAUCCAGGCACAACUUGGGUUAAAUGGGUGUAGAGCUGCUUCUGUUGAACCCUUGGCUGUCCCAUCCAUAUGGCUUUGCAUUGGAAGCGCAGUUCCCAUUAGCGGGUGGGUCUUCAAAGUUGCUAAAUUCGAACUUUCUUUUAGUCUGCUUAAGCGUGGUUUUACCUGUUGCGUAGUUGAGUUAGAGACAUCUGACUGCUGUGCGAAAUGCUAAACCUUCUCUCUGAUUACAUCAUUGUUUACUUGAUUAGAAAUAAUUGUGCAAGUAAUUAAAUGGGUGUGCGCUCACUCUAGCCGGGUUUCACUUCUGUGCGAUGAAGAGCUCCAUGCUGUUGCAAAGUCUGGAGCGUUUCAUUGCUUCGGCCUUCCUUAAUGGGAUACUAUCUAGGCUAUUACCUUAAUUGAAGUUUAUAUUGAAUGGUGCGCAAGAAGCCUCCUAGAUCUGGAUUAGUAUCCUAAUGACUCUCUUGUCUCUCGAGAGAGGGGAGGCUACGUGGCCAAAACAAUCCUAGACAAUGCAGUGACACGGAUGAUAAAGGAAGGCACUUUAGGUUGGUUAGGCUCCUCUGACAAACAAAUUAGCAGGGUUAUGUGUAUUCUGAAACAAGAGCAAAUUAUUGGAAACUCUGCAACUGUUUCUUUUAAAUAUUUUAUUUUGCAGAUAAGCGGUUUGUGA